AUGGAGUUUGCUCAUCUAUCCGUUUUAGCUCUAUUUUGUCUGGCUCUAAUGGGAACCGAUGCGUCGCAAUCCGCUGAAGAUUACUGGCAAUCCGUUUGGCCAAACACUCCUCUACCCAAGCCUCUCUGGGAUCUCCUGCUUCCUUACAGCGGAAAUAAUCUGCCCAUCAAAGCCGAAGAUGAGAAGCAGUAUUGGACUGUCUUUUUUGAACAUGACCUUCAUCCAAGCAAGAAAAUUAGUUUGGGUUUCGACAAACCUUCUAAUAAUCAGCCUUCUGGAGUAGCAAGACAACCUUUAGGAGGAUGGAUAUGGAGGGAAAAAGACAGAUAUACUGUUCUUGAAUUUUGUCAGAGCCCAGCAACUUUAGGAGAAGAAAAGUACUGUGGAACAUCACUUGAAUCAAUGAUGGAUUUCGCCAUUUCAAAACUUGGGAAGAAUAUUAAGGCGAUUUCGAGUUCGUUUGUCCAAAAUCAGGACCAAUAUAUUGUGCAGGAAGUGAAGAAAAUUGGAGAAAAAGCAGUGAUGUGUCAUAGACUAAAUUUGAAAAAUGUUGUAUUUUAUUGCCAUGUAAUCAAUGCAACAACAAGUUACAUUGUACCGUUAGUGGCCUCUGAUGGAACUAAAGCCGAGGCACUAGCUAUGUGUCACCAUGAUACAAGAGGCAUGGAUCCCGUUGUGCUUAAAGAAGUUCUCAAAGUCAAACCUGGAACCGUCACUGUUUGUCAUUUCAUGGGUAAUAAGUCCUUUAUUUGGGUACCUAUUCUCCCCGUCACUGAGUCUGACCAUCCUUGUGUCAUCUAG
Gastrolobium bilobum is the source of this 801-nucleotide messenger RNA. RefSeq lists its product with no specific name. The transcript is spliced from 3 exons. Bases 1 to 801 code for a protein of 266 amino acids. The record is from RefSeq and is a predicted model, not a curated record. NCBI's taxonomy places the organism in Eukaryota, Viridiplantae, Streptophyta, Magnoliopsida, Fabales, Fabaceae.